GUGCCGACGACGGCGGCGUAGCAGCCAUGGCUGACAGUACGGCACAAUCCACCCGUGCUGCUGUCGCCGCAGCCAACGAGCUAGGCAGGCGGUGUUACGUCAUGACGGUGGUGUGGCUGUACCGCGCUCGCCAGCAAGUGCAACUGCCAAAGCUAACGCCGUUGCAACGGCUGUGUCGUACGGCACGCGCUGUCGUGCACGAGAUUGCCCAUCCGGAGCUGACCCAGCAGGUCAAGGACUACACCGCCUUAUUUCUGGCGGAGGCAUGCCCGCUGCAGGUGGAGGUCCAGGAGGUGCAGGCGCAGCUGGAGGGGGUUGUGCAGCGGCUGAUGGAGCAGGC
Molecule: messenger RNA, 340 nt
Organism: Astrephomene gubernaculifera
Lineage: Eukaryota; Viridiplantae; Chlorophyta; Chlorophyceae; Chlamydomonadales; Astrephomenaceae
Source: the annotation of a GenBank genome assembly